AUGGCGGCGGCGGUGGUGGCGGGAGCGCUCCGGCGGGGAAGAGCCGGCGCGGGCGGCGCGGCAGAGAGGACGCUGCGUAGGCUCGUGAGCACACUGAUCAUAGCGGAGCACGAAGGCGGGCUCGUGAAGCCCUCGUCUCUGAGCGCACUGGCGGCCGCCGAGGCCAUCGCCAAAGAGAAUAAGGUGUCUCUUCUCCUCGGUGGAUCCGGACCGACUCUGCAUAAGGCUGCUGAGCAUGCUGCAUCUAGCCACCCAUUGGUCAAUGAGGUUCUUGUUGCAGAUUCAGACAUAUUUGCACAUCCUUUAGCCGAGCCUUGGGCCGAGCUGCUCCGCUCCGUGCAGCAGAAAGGGGGAUACUCUCAUGUUAUAGCCUCUUCGACAUCGUUCGGGAAGAAUUUGCUUCCACGCGCCGCGGCUCUUCUAGAUGUCUCCCCUGUCACGGACGUCACUGCAAUCUCUGAGCCCCGGGUCUUUGUGAGGCCAAUCUAUGCUGGAAAUGCACUCUGCACUGUACGAUAUACUGGGGAGUCUCCUUGUAUGAUGAGCAUUAGAUCAACAUCAUUUUCUCCAGCUACCGAGUCUAUGUCAGAAACUAAAGUUGCGCCUAUAACCCAGGUUGAUCUCUCUUUCCUCAGUGAAGCAAGCUCAAGGAAAUCUUCGUGGGUGAAUCUUACAUCCCAAGAUACAGAACGGCCAGACCUGGCAAAUGCACGUGUGGUAGUCACUGGAGGCAGAGGUUUGAAGAGCGCCGAGAAUUUCAAAUUGUUGGAGCAGCUGGCAGAGAAACUUGGCGCCGCAGUGGGUGCGACCAGAGCUGCCGUCGAUGCAGGAUAUGUGCCAAAUGAACUACAAGUUGGGCAGACCGGGAAGAUCGUUGCGCCUGAGGUCUACAUUGCUUUCGGGGUUUCAGGGGCGAUACAACACUUGGCGGGGAUGAGAGAUUCCAAGUACAUCGUGGCGGUCAACAAAGACGCGGACGCCCCAAUCUUUCAGGUCGCAGAUUACGGGAUCGUUGGCGAUCUGUUCCAGGUCCUCGAGGAGCUCCUGGAGAAGAUCCCAGACAAGAAAUAA
Molecule: messenger RNA, 1071 nt
Organism: Triticum turgidum subsp. durum (durum wheat)
Lineage: Eukaryota; Viridiplantae; Streptophyta; Magnoliopsida; Poales; Poaceae
Source: the annotation of a GenBank genome assembly